AAACCAACCGAGUUUUCUUUCUAUCCUAUUCUCUCUUUCUCUCUCUCUCUCUCUCUCUCUCUCUCUCUCUCAAACCGCCUACAUGCGCUUCUUAAUUUGGCAAAGGCUUAAAGGUGGCAUGUAGGUUUUGAGGGUAGCUUUUCCCUUUUUUUUUUUUUGUUCCUCUCACUCUAUGUCACACUGGCUUCAGUUAAAGUAGCUAGAGAGGGAAUUCUGGUGUUUUCCAUGGUUAAAGCAGGUUUAUAGUUCAAUCCUACUGUGACAGUUUCCUCUUUUCCUCUCCUCCUCACUUCUUCUUCUUAUACUUUUUCCUCCUCUCCUCUUCUUCUCCUUGACAGUUUUUAUUCUUCCUAUUCUGGGCAUAUUUCUCAUCUGGGUUUUGCUGGAUUUCUUGAUUUGAAUCGAGUUUGUUGCCUGAGAGCAAAGCAGCUGGGAUAUGAGCAGUUGUUUGCCAUACAGAGAUAAAGAUUUCUGGUUGAGAGAAAAAAGAUAGCAUCUAUCUUUCCGUACGUCGAAAGAGCAAUGAAUAAGAGUAGUGUGGGCUCCAUCAGCAGUUCAUCAGCAGAUCUCAUCGAUGCCAAGCUCGAAGAGCAUCAGAUGUGUGGAUCCAAGCAGUGCCCCGGCUGCGGACACAAGCUCGAAGGCAAGCCGGACUGGUUAGGUCUACCAGCAGGAGUGAAAUUUGAUCCUACAGACCAAGAAUUGAUAGAACACCUUGAAGCAAAGGUAGAGGCCAAAGACAUGAAAUCUCACCCUUUGAUAGAUGAGUUUAUCCCUACUAUUGAAGGAGAAGAUGGGAUUUGUUAUACCCAUCCUGAAAAACUUCCAGGAGUUACAAGAGAUGGGUUGAGCAGGCAUUUCUUCCAUAGACCUUCGAAAGCUUACACGACAGGAACAAGAAAGAGAAGAAAAAUUCAAACCGAAUGCGACAUGCAAGGUGGAGAGACACGGUGGCACAAGACUGGGAAGACUAGGCCUGUAAUGGUGAAUGGCAAGCAAAAGGGCUGCAAGAAAAUUCUAGUCCUUUACACAAACUUCGGCAAAAACAGAAAACCCGAAAAGACCAACUGGGUGAUGCAUCAAUACCACCUUGGUCAGAACGAAGAGGAGAAAGAAGGUGAGCUUGUGGUUUCCAAGAUAUUUUAUCAGACUCAGCCAAGGCAAUGCAACUGGUCUGACCGCAGUGCAACCACCGGCGAAGGAAGCAGCGACCCUAAUAGCAGGAGAGACAGUGGCAGUGGGAGUUGUUCUUCCCGGGAGAUGAUUCCACAGAGAGACGACGUGUCUCCGGCUGGGGUUGCUCCAAUAUCCGGUUACACUGCCAUGGACAUUCAACAGUUCAAAUCUGACCAUUUUAGCUUUGCUCCAUUCAGAAAAAGCUUUGACGAGGUGGGGAUAGGAGAGGCAUCGACGGCAAGGGAAGCCGCAGCAUCAGGCACGUGCGAAGAGAUGCGGGAUCACCAGAGGCCACAUGCCAUGGCACCCCAUGAGCAUCAUCAGCAACAUCACCAUCCACAUCAUCAGAUUGCGACGGCCACAGCCUUUCACAUCACCAGGCCUUCACAUCCCAUUUCCACCAUCAUCUCUCCGCCUCCCCUCCACCACACCUCCAUUAUUCUCGAUCAAGACUCCUACCACGUCUCCAGAAUAAUGCUCCAAAAUGAAAAUUUCCAGCAGCAGCAGCAGCAGCAACAACAGCAGCAACAGCAUCAUAAAAUGGGAGCGAGGUCUGCCUCUGGCUUGGAGGAACUCAUAAUGGGUUGCACUUCAACUAAUGUCAAAGAGGAAUCAUCCAUUACAAACCCUCAAGAAGCAGAAUGGUUGAAGUAUUCCUCCUUCUGGCCUGAUCCUGACAACCCGGAUCAUCAUGGGUAGGAGCAAAAAAAAAAAAAUAGAGAAUAAACAACACCCUUACAGACAACAUCAUUAUUGUCAUCAUUACUAUGAAACCUUCCUCAAGUUCUUUCGACAUGAGGCCGAGAAACCAUCCAUUGUUUGGUCAUUUUCUUUCUUUUUUCCCGGGGGUCUGGCUAAGCUCUGAUGGCUCUCAACCGAACUAACUGUGCAACAGUCCAUGUAGAGAGAGAGAAAGAACAAAAGGAAAAAGGAAGAAAAAGAAAAGAAACCAAGAAAGGCUGCAUUCUCCUCUGACAAAUAGAAGGAGAACCAAAGACCCAAAAGAUAACCAUUCGCAUGAAAAUCAUCACCAUUAUGAUUACAAUAUCAUCUUUAUGGCUAUUCUUAUUAUUUUAUUAUUUUCAAGAGCUUGUAUAAUUUCUCUUUCUUGUUCUUUACAAAGAAAAUACCAAAGAGCUUGUGCAAAUUGCAACAAA
Alnus glutinosa is the source of this 2333-nucleotide messenger RNA. RefSeq names its product NAC domain-containing protein 75. The coding region runs from base 523 to 1875 and encodes 450 amino acids. Gene Ontology annotation, biological process: regulation of DNA-templated transcription. Gene Ontology annotation, molecular function: transcription cis-regulatory region binding; DNA-binding transcription factor activity. The transcript is spliced from 7 exons. Gene Ontology annotation, cellular component: nucleus. The record is from RefSeq and is a predicted model, not a curated record. Lineage: Eukaryota; Viridiplantae; Streptophyta; Magnoliopsida; Fagales; Betulaceae.